Molecule: messenger RNA, 1262 nt
Organism: Danio rerio (zebrafish)
Lineage: Eukaryota; Metazoa; Chordata; Actinopteri; Cypriniformes; Danionidae
Gene: pstpip1a
Product: proline-serine-threonine phosphatase interacting protein 1a
Cellular component (GO): cytoplasm; uropod; cytoskeleton
Source: RefSeq, marked provisional
AUGACAGCGUUGCAGUUCAAAGAUUACUUUUGGGGCCCGAAGUUUACAAGUAACUCUGGAUAUGAGAUUCUUAUCCAGAGGCUGUGCGAUGGACGGCGAGCAUGCAAAGACAUGGAAGAGCUUUUAAAGAUGAGGGCAAUGGCAGAGGAAAGGUACGGCAAGGAAUUGAUUACUAUUGCACGCAAGACAGGAGGACAAACUGAAAUUGGCACUUUAAAGGCAUCCUUUGACCAACUAAAAGCUCAAAUGGAGAACAUCGGAAAUUUGCACAUUCAGCUUUCUGGGAUGUUACGAGAAGAGGCGAAACGAAUGGAGCACUUCAGAGAGCGACAGAAGGAGCAGCGGAAAAAGUUUGAGGGCGUCAUGGAAAAAGUUCAGAAGAUUAAAGUGUCAUUAUAUAAGAAAACCAUGGAGUCUAAAAGGACAUAUGAACAGAGGUGUAGAGAAGCUGAUGAAGCUGAACUGACUGCUGAGAAGCUCAACAGUACAUCCACUGUCACUCCUAAACAGUCUGAAAAGACACAAAACAAAGCAAAACAGUGCAGGGACGCAGCAACAGAUGCAGAAAAACAGUACAUAUCUAACAUAGAGCAGCUGGAUAAGAUUCGUCAGGAAUGGGAAACCACACACGAGUUGACAUGUGAGGUUUUCCAGCAGCAGGAAGAUGAUCGCAUUAACAUUUUGAGAAAUGCCAUUUGGGUGCACUGUAACCAUUUUUCCAUGCAGUGCGUCAAAGAGGAUGAGUGUUAUGAGGAAGUGAGGACUACUUUAGAGAUGUGUGACAUCACGGAAGACAUAAACAGCUUCAUCAAGACCAAAAGCAUUGGCAACACUCCUUCAGUGCCCAUUGUGUUUGAGAACUAUUAUGAGAAAGAGCAACAGGCAGACAGCAAUGGCAUCAUCCGCUUUGGAGGAGGUGUGAUGAAGAGGUUUUCAAAUCUCUUGCAAGGCAACUGUGCCAUUGGCUCCAGGAAUAAUAAUGAAUGUAUUGUGCCGUCAGCACCUCCAUCGGCUGACAACUCAGAUGGAGUUUAUGCCUCAAUUCCUGGAUUUCCACAAGAAACCUCAAACAUCACCGCUUCUGAGAGUGGCAAAUACCAGGCCAUAUAUGACUAUGUGGCUCAGGGCCCAGAUGAGCUCUCCAUCUCUGUGGGUGAAGUGCUGCUGGUGGUGGAGCAGGGUGGAGACGGAUGGUGGACGGUGGAGAGAAAUGGUCAGACUGGACUGGUGCCAGGUUCAUACUUGGAAAUAAUAUGAAUCAA